AUGUAUGAUGGUGAGCAUGGCCCGAAUGGACCGAUGGGAGAGCACAAGCCCAGCGAGGAAUGCCGAGCAUUCGUCGAAGAGAACUGCGAGUGUGAGAUCGCCAUUGACACGGAGGGGGCAAAGGAGGGCGAUGCCAAGGAACACCCAGAGAAAGACGUGCAGAAGCACACAGGUGGAUCCGCCAGAGGCCAUGGAAAGCCUGUGCCCCAUGGAGGUCACGGAGGGCCAAAAAAUGAUAGUGAGGUCUCUGAGUGUGUGCAUGAAUGCAUCGAGAGCCUGGAUACUGAUGGUGUGUGUAAGCGUGAAGGAAAAGGCAGAAAGAACGGGAACAUGACCGUGGUUGACCAAGAGAUGUACGAUGGUGAGCAUGGCCUGAAUGGAUCGAGGGGAGAGCAUAAGCCCACUGAGGAAUGCCGAACAUUCGUCGAAGAGAGCUGCGAAUGCGAGAUCGCUAUUGACAUAAAGGAGACAAAGGAGGGCGAUGCCAAGGAGCACUCUGAGAAAGACGUGCAGAAGAACACAGGUGGAUCCGCCAGAGGCCAUGGAAAGCCUGUGCCCCAUGGAGGUCACGGGGGACCACGCAAGGGUGGAGAGUUCUCUGAGUGUGUGCAUGAAUGUAUUCGGAGCCUGGAUACUGAUGGUGUGUGUAAGCGUGAGGAGAGGGAACAAGCUGAGGCGGUCGAUUCGGAAUAGAUUCACGGUCUUCAACUGACUUGCUGGUUCCUUCGUAAUACGUGGAGAAUUGCUUCAGCAUUGAGUGGGGUCGCACCCACUACCCAAUAUUGAUGUUCGUUUUAGCUACUCCCAUCAUGUGUAUAAUUAAAUCCAACAAAACAAAGACUUGUUUUAAUCUUCUGGAGGAAUCAAAGCCAACAAAAUCAAACUGG
Messenger RNA from Sphaeroforma arctica JP610, 887 nucleotides. RefSeq lists its product as hypothetical. The record is from RefSeq and is a predicted model, not a curated record. NCBI's taxonomy places the organism in Eukaryota, Ichthyosporea, Ichthyophonida. The transcript has a single exon. The coding region runs from base 1 to 693 and encodes 230 amino acids.